Messenger RNA from Glycine soja, 1212 nucleotides. Its product is annotated as vesicle-associated protein 4-2-like. Gene Ontology annotation, cellular component: endoplasmic reticulum membrane; plasma membrane. The transcript is spliced from 7 exons. Gene Ontology annotation, biological process: endoplasmic reticulum membrane organization. The record is from RefSeq and is a predicted model, not a curated record. The coding region runs from base 31 to 801 and encodes 256 amino acids. NCBI's taxonomy places the organism in Eukaryota, Viridiplantae, Streptophyta, Magnoliopsida, Fabales, Fabaceae.
UAUAUAUUUGUUCCAUUCCGUGCGCGGUGAAUGGUGAUCUUAUUGUAUUUGAGACUUGAGUUGGAAUUCAUGGCUAUUGGUAAUGAGAAUCAGCCACAACAAUCUGAAGGCAAAGUGUGGAAUUUGUUCAAGCUUCCCUUUCGCCAUUCAACUUCAACUCCUCACAAUCACAAUCAAGUUUCCACCUCCAAUUCUGUUUCUUCCUUUGCCAAAUCGCUCCUCCCCUCACCUCGUCGUCUUAAGCUUGAUCCUUCCAACAAGCUCUACUUCCCUUAUGAGCCGGGCAAGCAGGGUAGGAGUGCCAUCAGGAUUAAAAACACCAGCAAAUCCAACGUAGCUUUCAAGUUUCAAACAAAUGCACCCAAGAGUUGUUUCAUGCGCCCUCCUGGGGGCAUUCUGGCACCGGGCGAGAGUAUAAUUGCAACUGUGUUCAAGUUUAUAGAACAUCCAUUGAAUAAUGAAAAGCCAGAAAAAACUGGACUCAAAUUCAAAAUCACGAGCUUGAAGGUCAAAGGACCAAUUGAUUAUGUCCCUGAAAUGUUUGAUGAGCUGAAGGAUCAAGUAACAGUGGAGCAGAUUUUGCAGGUUGUUUUUCUUGAUCCAGAGCGUAACUGUCCUGCUUUGGAAAAACUGAAGCUUCAGCUGGUUGAGGCUGAUGCUGCUGUUGAGGCACGUAAGAGAGCCCCAGAAGAUGCAGGUCCUAAGAUUCUCGGAGAAGGGCUCGUCGUAGAUGAAUGGAAAGAGAGGAGGGAAAGAUACCUGGCCAAACAGCAGGGUGAAGUGGUAGUGGACUCUAUAUAGCUAAGUUUUGAGUAGGAAAUUGUGUUACUGCGGGAAGGUGACUUUAGGGAAACAAUUAUAUUUAAUCACAACGUUUGGCUUAGCGAAAAUUAAAGUGGUGAAUGACUAGCGUGAAGUGUUCUUUUGAGAAACUUAUGAUUGGAUGAGAACAUCCUCUAUUAUGUACAUAAGUGUCAGUGUCAUUGGAUUUGGGUUUCCUGGAAUGAUAUUUUGAUGGAUUGAUGUAAAAUGGUAGUUUUUGUAAGAUGGAUGAUUUGCUGUCAUGGCAUGGUUUCAUGGUAAACUUCAAUUGUUGAGAUUUUCAUCCAGAAAAAGGGUUGAUCUUUAGCAUGGUGUGAAACUCUGAAAUGUGAAUGUAAGUAGAAAAGUUAUAUAUUACCUCUCAUCCUUUUUUAUAGAAACUUUUUAGAA